This is a messenger RNA of Anneissia japonica, 1026 nucleotides long. RefSeq lists its product as uncharacterized. The record is from RefSeq and is a predicted model, not a curated record. The coding region runs from base 1 to 1026 and encodes 341 amino acids. The transcript has a single exon. NCBI's taxonomy places the organism in Eukaryota, Metazoa, Echinodermata, Crinoidea, Comatulida, Comatulidae.
AUGUUGGUCCAUUUAUUCGGAGGUGCAUCAUCUCCUUGCUGCGCGAACUAUGCGCUCAAACGUACUUCAGAAGAUAACAAGCAUGACUUCGAUGCAGAAACUAUCAAAACAGCGAAAGAAAGCUUCUAUGUUGAUGAUUGUCUUCAUUCUUUAAAGACAGAGUCAGAAGCAAAACGUCUGAUAAAACAACUUCAAGAAUUACUGUACAAAGGUGGAUUCCAUUUGACAAAGUGGACGUCUAACUCAAUGAACAUCGUUGAAUCAGUCCCGGAGGAAAAAAGGGCAACGUCAGUUAAGGAAUUAGACUUGGACCUCGAUGAUAAAAUGUUGACUGAGAGAGCUUUGGGCGUAAGAUGGAAUUUGUCAUCAGAUACCUUUAGGUUUCGGAUCAUUGAAAAAGACCGCCCAGCAACAAGACGUGGGAUGCUAUCCAUAACCAGCUCUGUAUAUGAUCCAUUAGGAUUUGUUAGUCCAUACAUCUUACCAGCAAAAGCCAUUCAGCAAGAACUGUGCCGACACGGUCUAGGAUGGGACGAUAAGGUUCCAGAUGCAAGUAAAAUAAAAUGGGAGGAUUGGCUCAAGGACCUUCCUAAGUUUGAGCAGUUCACUAUUCCAAGAUGUCUCAAGCCCUCUAACUUUGGAAACGUAGUCAAACGAGAACUACACCACUUUUCAGAUGCAUCAAGCCAUGGAUACGGUGCUGUUUCCUAUCUACGCCAGUUGAAUGUACAUGGAGAUGUAUGCUGUGCUAUUGUAAUGGCAAAAUCUAGAUUAGCUCCUCUAAAGUCAAUUACUAUACCCAGGAUGGAAUUAUCAGCAGCUGUCGUAUCCACACGAUUGGAUAGAAUGAUAAAACAAGAACUAAUGAUGCCUAUCGACAGCUCCACGUAUUGGACUGAUAGUACAUGCGUUCUACGUUAUCUAGAAAAUAAGGAAACAAGAUUUCAAACCUUUGUAGCAAAUCGAAUUCAACCAUACUCGACCAAAGUGAAGCAAGUCAAUGGAGAUUCGUUGACGGAUCACUGA